Moneuplotes crassus is the source of this 966-nucleotide messenger RNA. NCBI's taxonomy places the organism in Eukaryota, Ciliophora, Spirotrichea, Euplotida, Euplotidae. The record is from the annotation of a GenBank genome assembly.
AUGGGAGAGGAUACCUCAAAGAAAAGUGACAAAGCUCCAUUAGUCAGUGCUUGAGCAGGGAUCUUAGGAUCCACUGCUGGAAAAGCAGUCACUCAUCCAAUAGAUACUAUUAAGGCUCGGAUCCAGGUUAUUCCUGGAGCUACGAUCCAGGUUGGAAAAGGCUCUCUUAUCAUGAACUCUAUAAAGGAAGUUAUUAAGAACGAAGGAGUGGCUGGACUUUAUAAAGGUCUUCCUACAGCUUUGAUAGGAGGUAUCCCUGCAGCAUUUCUAUAUUUUGGAGCCUAUGAAUUUUGGAAGAAAAAUACCCUUGAAGUUGAAUAUCUUAAAAAUCAUUCAUUUAUUGCAUAUCUUAGUGGAGGAAUGUUUGCAGAAACUGUUGCAUGUAUAUUAUUUGUUCCUACAGAUGUCCUCAAAGAAAGACUGCAAGUCCAGAGUAAGCUCAGGACGUACAAAUACUCUUCAGAUCUGAAUGCGCUUGCUCAGAUCUUUAAGAAUGAGGGAUUUCGAGGUCUCUAUAAAGCAUAUCCUGCAACAGUAUUUAGCUUCGGUCCAUUUUCAGCAUUUUAUUUCAUGUUCUAUGAGCAACUAAAGGGAAUGGUUGUGAAGAACGAUGCUGAUACAUACCUCCAGAAAGUAAAAGAGUCAACACAUGUCAAAAUUGGUUUCUUCCAAAGCAUGUUCUGCUCUAUGAUAGCUGGAGCAGGAGCUUCUUUAAUCACAAAUCCUCUUGAUUUAGUGAAACUGAGGCUCCAAGUUCAAAGAGGAAGCAGUAGCUCUGGCAAAAACGUAAGCGAGUUUGUCUACAAGCAUAUGCUUGAUGGGCUUAUCCAAGUUGUUAAAAAGGAAGGACUUCUUGCUCUUUGGAAUGGAUCCUUUGCCAGAAUGUGAACUCAUUUCCCAACUGUAGCAAUAAGUAUGAGUAUCAUUGAGGUAUCUAAACCACAUAUCGAGAAAAUAUUGGUAUAA